Messenger RNA from Amoebophrya sp. A25, 3369 nucleotides. NCBI's taxonomy places the organism in Eukaryota, Dinophyceae, Syndiniales, Amoebophryaceae. The record is from the annotation of a GenBank genome assembly.
AUGGGUGUACGCAACCGCGACUCUGUUGCCGGCGCAGGAAGGCGCGAUGGCGGCGGGAGCAGAGGAGGAGGAGGUGGCUCCAGUUUUAUGGGAUGUUGUUCGUCAGAUGUCAUUUUAAAAUAAGCAGAAGAUCACUUUGCUACUUUGGUUCAGAAGUAGCUCAUCUGAAACGACUCUGAUACUCUUGAAUCGGUACUGUGUUUGCUUCCUAUGAAUGGUAUAACUCUCCUUCUGAACAAGUAGAAUCCCUUUUUCCAUUUUUACCUCGAAACCUUCUAACCCCAUUGCUUCCGACAAGAAGUACUCCCUGACCGCGUUUGUUUCGAGUCAUGGCAGGAGUAGCGCCUCCACAGUAUAUGGGGAAACGGUCCGGAUAUGCCAAAAUCAGUACACCUUCUACUGCUUCGUGGGCUUUGUAAUUGGGUUGGUAAUCUCCCUCCAGACGCCAGGGAGUGGACCGGCCGCGACACGAGCAGACUUCCUAAGCUUCUUUUUUUAAGGCUUCAAUCAGAGUACAUCGAUCUACCAGGACUCACUGCUUUCUAGUGGUUCUUCUGUUUAUGCCAAGAUGCGACACGGGUAGGAUAUUUGGUCCCAUCAUCUAGAGCAAAAAACGUUCACACGAGCAACAAGCAUUUAAGUAAGGCGUUUGAUAUGUCCUUGUACUCGUACACUUUUGACGUUUUUCUUCUAAUUCUUCCUUGUUUUCGGGAUCUACGCCUUUCUACUUGCGACGGAACAGGCUGGCAAACUCGGGCUCGACGUCAUAGUGCUCACGAGCGUUUUGAUUGUGUCCUUAACAAAGUGCAGUGAAGCGAUAUGGUACCCAACGACACACUGUUAAGGCCCAUGCUAAUUCAUCUUCGCAUAGACUUCUUCUCAGUUUCUCCUUUCCUUGGUUUCUGUCUGAGGAUAUCUAUGACCUCAAAAGAUGAAUUUUUGCCUGCGCUAAAAGUGGGAAGUGACGUGGGUCAGACCAAUACUUUUUACGAUACCAGUCGUGGGAAUAUCCGUACAGAGUUUCGGUGCGUGUAUGGCACUGGCCUUCUGUGUGUGCCACGAAGUAGCAGUUACGGAGUUCAGUUCGCACAAGGUCUUUAGAUCAAUUUUUUCGCCGAUUCUGUUGUUUGAUCGAUUCCAUCAUGAAUGGCCUCUGCUUCGCAUAAGCAUCGAAUAAGAGGCGAGAGUAGUCAUACCAUACCUGCUCAAAUUAUACCCCAUGAUUGGGUACACUACUACUACUGCUACUGAUGGUCUUUUACACCCCAUAAAUGGAUAGUACACUACUGAAAGUACUGAUAACUACGAUUGCAUAAUUGACAUAAGGUGCGAUGCGAUCCGGGUAUGUUGUUGAUUGCAGCAACGAUAGGCGGCCUCCUCGGAGCGAAGCUUCACUAUGUCUACGCACACCAAGACAGUGACGAUCAGAAUGCCUGGUGGGCGCCUGGCCUCAUAUGGCAAGGGGGAGCGGCAGGAGGCACGCUCAUAGUCACAGCAUUUGUCAAGGUAAUAUUCACAAUUUUAUGGUAAUUGAGAUCUUGUUUUUUGGGUUUCCUCCUCAUCCCUCACGUUUUUACACUGAAGUGCCGAGUACACCAUCAAGGCACACAGUAGCACUAGCAGCCGCUGUAAACCCUCGUGAUUUAGCUCACUAACUUGCCUACAUUGAAAUUGAUCUCUCAACUGAAAUCAGAUAUACACAUCCGAGCAGCUAAGUAGAGUUCUCGACGUUAGUGCGCCUCUUUUACCACUGGGGCAUGCUCUAUUAAGGGUUCCCACCUUACAUCCUCCACUACCAUCCGUGGCUCCUUUUCCAGUAAAAGAGAAGUCAGGGAUGUUCUGAAGAGUGUAAUAUUGCAACCUUUAACUCUGGGAAAAAUCGGAUGCUUUUUGAGUGGGGACGGCUGCUACGGGCCUCGGUCCCAUUGGUUCAUGGCCAUGAGCUUCCCGAAUGGCCGGCUGCCAACAAAACUACCUGUACAUCCGACGCCACUUUAUUUAAGAUUGGCAGAUGAUUUUUAUAUCAUAAGACCACUUGCUCUCGAACAGAGGACGCAACGUCGUAAGCACUUUUUUAUUUUUUGGUUGCAUUUUCCAUUUCCUUGGGUCAAUGAAUCGAUAUCUUUGCGUCAUCAAAGUCUACUAAAAUCUCUUAUUUUUCUAAAUCACCAAGAAGUUUUUUACAACAAUCUAUGUAAAAGAACCUAUUUCAGUGUGUCGUCGUCUAAUUCCCGAGCUGACACUUUCGGCACUAGUUUUUCUGUAUCUGUGGAAGCGACGGCAUAUCGCUUUGGCAUUCCGCAGCGAUCAAACGAGUCUGAUGUUCAUCUUGCACGCCACAACACGCUUUAUAUCGGAAAUCUGGCGCGACCACGACCACGACGGAGAGGGAGAGUCGUUGUGGCCAUUGAACCACCAGCAGCGGCUCUGCCUUCUAGUGUUUGGUCUCUUUAAGGCUUUUUACCCUAAUUCAUUUUUAUCUUCAGACGCAUCGUCCUGUAUGAUCGUUGAUCUCGUGCUUUCUCCCUUAAAAACUUCCACACAUGAAAAAAUAAGACUAAUAGACCACUCUCCUUUAGAAGAUGUGAAACAAGAAUCUCUUGGGCAGCACAACCGGAGUCCUCCGCCUCUAAUCUGUCAACAGUAGCGCGUUUGUCCGUUCGGAUCACAGAUGGUCUGCGUGGGACAGGAGGCCGCGACAUAUCAAACGUUUUGCUCUUAGACGACUUUAGUGGAAGUUCAAAUUCCAAACUAGCUGAGGUGAAAGCAACGGCGACGCCACAUACUGGAAAUGCGCAUACGGGAAACUCCAAUGUAUCAACUAAAACCUCCAAGAGGAGAUGAACACUUUUUUCCCUCAUAACUCCUAGGCAUGUCCCUGCAUUCAAUAUAGAACUAGCUUUAGGGAUUCAUGUAGAUUCCAUAGGGCUCCAUUUGUGUAGUUGUUGCUGUAGCCACAUAAUGACUUGCUCUACCUCCGAUUUCGACAAUCACAAUUACGCCGAUAGGAAUCCAUAAGCACAUUUGAUUUCAUUUUUUUCUACUACUCUUACAAAACAAGACUUCUCAACACGAGAUGACUUCUAAUUAGACUAUACCAGAAGAAGAACUCUUCAUUGUGCGCUCACAUUCACAUCAUUUUUCUGCUUCACAGUUUCUCCAUGGGGAAAAUACUCCUAUUUGUGGCGCAUUCGAGCACUCUACGGUGCGUUGAUAUUCCAUUCUGACUAGCAAACACCGGGUGGAAAGAGAGGUGUCUGAGGAUCACCAUGUUUUUACUUAGUGAUACAGGAUGCACUCAGACAGUCCCGGUCAACAUCGUAUUAUUUUGCAUUAAAAGUUCCAAGCAAUCUUCAGGGGUCACCCGCC